AUGUUGUUCUCAGACGAGAAGACGUGGACAGUUGACCCCGUCCACAACCGGAGAAAUGACCGAUUUAUGGCCUUUGGAAAUCCGGAGGGUGGUGACGUUCUGUUUACAACGAAACAUCCAGCGUCAGUCAUGAGCCUCGGCUUUGUGGCCUCCAACGGUCUGAAGAUGCCCCUGAUUUGGUUCAAGCAGGGCUACCGCCUCACCGCCGCGGACUACAUCAUUGAGCUUGAGACAAAACUCCUGCCGUGGAUCAGGGCCAUCUUCCCUGAUAACAAUGUCGUGCUCCAGCAAGACGGCGCACCUGCCCAUACGGCAAAAAUAACUCAGAGGUUUCGUGAGGACAAAAUUGCUUUUUGGGACAAGAACAUUUGGCCGCCAUACUCGCCCAAUGUGAAUCCCCUCGACUUUGCCUUUUGGGCGCAUGUGGAGAGCAUUGCCUGCCGGAACCGUCACCCCAACCUCAACGCCCUGAUGGACUCUGUAAACGCCGUGUGGGACACGAUGGAUGAGGAGUACGUCAAGAAGUCAUGCGGCGCGUUCCGGCCCAGAUUGCAGGCCAUUAUUGAUACCAAGGGUGGUCAUAUUGAAUUAUAG
Molecule: messenger RNA, 594 nt
Organism: Tigriopus californicus
Lineage: Eukaryota; Metazoa; Arthropoda; Copepoda; Harpacticoida; Harpacticidae
Exons: 1
Coding region: 1-594 (197 amino acids)
Molecular function (GO): nucleic acid binding
Source: RefSeq, a predicted model, not a curated record